Molecule: messenger RNA, 267 nt
Organism: Sphenostylis stenocarpa
Lineage: Eukaryota; Viridiplantae; Streptophyta; Magnoliopsida; Fabales; Fabaceae
Source: the annotation of a GenBank genome assembly
UUAUCGAAGGCAAAGGUCCAGGUUGAAGAACUAAGUCAGAAACUUUCCUGCAUGGAAGUCAAAAGGCAUGCGGAUGGUGUAACAAUGGCUAAGCUCAGAAUGAGACUCCGCGGAACCCAAGCAAAGCUAGAUGCUUUCCGUCGUAGAUACAAGGUAGCAAUCGAUGAAUCAAUUGUAGCAAAUAAGCAGUAUAAAGAGCAGUUGGCUUCAAAAGUAGAACAAGUGUUUAACCUUAUGAAACAGUUAGCUGCUGCCAAAGGGCAAUAG